This is a messenger RNA of Chionomys nivalis (European snow vole), 1584 nucleotides long. It is a transcript of the gene Pdk2, whose product is annotated as pyruvate dehydrogenase kinase 2. The transcript is spliced from 11 exons. Gene Ontology annotation, cellular component: mitochondrion. Gene Ontology annotation, biological process: protein phosphorylation; regulation of glucose metabolic process. Bases 156 to 1379 code for a protein of 407 amino acids. Lineage: Eukaryota; Metazoa; Chordata; Mammalia; Rodentia; Cricetidae. Gene Ontology annotation, molecular function: pyruvate dehydrogenase (acetyl-transferring) kinase activity. The record is from RefSeq and is a predicted model, not a curated record.
UGGUUAGGCGUUGGAGGUACAACCAGGGCAGGGAUAGGGAGGAGGUGGCCGAAGCGCUUCUCCGGGCCGAGCUGGGCCAAACGGAGGGCUGGUGUCAGCUACUCCAGGUCCGGGACAGCAGCAGAAGCCGAGCCAGAGCCUCGGGUGCCGUCGCCAUGCGCUGGGUCCGGGCGCUGUGGAAGAAUGCGUCCCUAGCCGGGGCGCCCAAGUACAUCGAGCACUUCAGCAAGUUCUCCCCGUCCCCGCUGUCCAUGAAGCAGUUUCUAGACUUCGGAUCCAGCAAUGCCUGCGAGAAAACUUCGUUCACCUUCCUCCGGCAGGAACUGCCUGUGCGCCUGGCCAACAUCAUGAAAGAGAUUAACCUGCUUCCCGACCGGGUGCUGGGCACCCCCUCAGUGCAGCUGGUGCAGAGCUGGUAUGUCCAGAGUCUGCUAGACAUCAUGGAAUUCCUGGACAAGGACCCAGAGGAUCAACGGACCCUAAGCCAGUUCACCGAAGCCCUGGUCACCAUCCGGAACCGGCACAAUGAUGUAGUACCUACCAUGGCACAGGGAGUGCUGGAGUACAAGGACACCUACGGCGAUGACCCCGUCUCCAACCAGAACAUCCAGUACUUCCUGGACCGCUUCUACCUCAGCCGCAUCUCCAUCCGCAUGCUCAUCAACCAGCACACCCUCAUCUUUGAUGGAAGUACCAACCCGGCUCACCCCAAACACAUUGGCAGCAUUGACCCCAAUUGCAACGUGUCUGAUGUGGUGAAAGAUGCCUACGACAUGGCCAAGCUCCUAUGUGAUAAGUAUUACAUGGCUUCACCUGACCUAGAGAUCCAGGAAAUUAAUGCCACUAAUGCCACCCAGCCCAUUCACAUGGUCUACGUCCCCUCCCACCUCUACCACAUGCUCUUUGAGCUCUUCAAGAAUGCCAUGCGGGCCACUGUGGAAAGCCACGAGUCCAGCCUCACUCUCCCCCCUAUCAAGAUUAUGGUGGCCUUGGGUGAAGAAGAUCUGUCCAUUAAAAUGAGUGACCGAGGUGGGGGUGUCCCCCUGAGGAAGAUCGAGAGGCUUUUCAGCUAUAUGUACUCCACAGCCCCCACACCCCAGCCCGGCACUGGGGGUACCCCACUGGCUGGUUUUGGGUAUGGACUCCCCAUUUCCCGUCUCUACGCCAAGUACUUCCAAGGGGACCUGCAGCUCUUCUCUAUGGAGGGCUUUGGCACAGACGCCGUCAUCUAUCUCAAGGCCCUGUCCACGGACUCAGUGGAGCGUCUGCCUGUCUACAACAAGUCUGCCUGGCGUCACUACCAGACCAUUCAGGAGGCCGGUGACUGGUGUGUGCCGAGCACAGAGCCCAAGAACACAUCGACGUAUCGGGUCAGCUAGGGGCCUUCUCUCCCUGGCACCCGGGAGGAUGCUGCCACCUCUGAAUCCAGCCACCACAGGGACCUUCCCUAUCCCCUGGGGUACAGAGGGUGAAGCCGGGUCUCCCUAAUGGCCAGGUCUGUCUUUGUAGGAAUCUCAGUGACCCAUCUGUGGUGGUCCCUAAGUGCCAAUCUCUCUAUGGAGAAACCUAGGGUUUUUCCCUGGA